UUUUAGAAGUACUUACAAUGCGGAGAAAAGAUUCCAAUUCCACCAUUCCAUUUUCUCCGUUUCCAGUUGUAAACAAAAAAUACAAUUUUGUACGUUCUAAUAAACAUUUUAUUUCACCGUGUUCCAAAUUCCAAGUGUUCCAACCGUAAAUCAGGUGGACCUAAUUACCAUAAAUCACAGGUAAUUUAUACAAUUCGCUGUUCACUCCGAGUCACCUGUCCAAUUAGUCGAAACUACGGCGUUUCCACUUCGUAAAUUUUACACCACUUUCUCACCUAUUACAUCCUAUACGGUCUUUUUCCGCUGCUUUAUACCGUUCACGGCGGCAAGCUUAAAUUUAUUAAGUGCAGUCUAAGGAAUCUGUCUACAUUUUCAAAAGUGUGACCGGGCUCCAAAACCGCUUCCCUUCCAUUUCGCAUUUCUUCUAUUAUGCCCAUCGGGGACGAUAAGAAGAAAUUGUCCGCUGACAAACCCAGGUCUAUUUUUUCACCACAAGGGCCCAAGAGUUCAAGAAUCCCAAGCAUUUCGGUAAAAACGAGUGCGCAGAUUUCCGACGACUGUGCUACUCCAUCCAAAGCCACAGUACAGUGCACAGCUAAAAAUAUGGCUGCUUCCGAUCUAGCGCUAGCCAAAUUCAUUUCGGUUUCUGACCGCUUAAGCGAAUUUGAGGCUCAGAUUAACAUUCCGAAAUUCGCAGCUCCAACCGUCACGAUGCUCAGCGUCCGUCGCGACCAAGUCCGAACCCCAAGGGACAAGGUUGAAAAGGAAUUCGACCUCUGCUCAGAGUGCCUUGUGUCAGCAGGCCUAUUCUCAGGGCUUAAUACAGUUAUUGCUAUUCAGUCUAUGAAAGGUGUGUUGCGCAGCUCGUUGAUAAAAUCGAGCAGGGCACGUCUCAGUCCAUUCCAGCCGCGAACGCUGCGCCCCAGGCCUACAUUUCCUCUGGCUGUCGGUUGCCUCCAUGCGAUACAGAAGUUUUCGCAGGCGACUAUCUUCGCUGGCCGACUUUCUGGGAUCUUUUCACAGCCAUUUAUGUCAAUAAUCCACGGCUGCCUUCGGUUGAAAAGCUAUUCCAUUUAAAUGCCAAAACAAGUGGCGACGCGCAUGCCAUCGUUUCGAUUUCGCCUCUCACCAACGAGGGUUUCCGCUCUGCGUGGAAAAACCUAAUAGAGCGCUUCGAAAAGAAACGAUUGUUGGUAAACAGUCAAUU
Molecule: messenger RNA, 1207 nt
Organism: Drosophila yakuba
Lineage: Eukaryota; Metazoa; Arthropoda; Insecta; Diptera; Drosophilidae
Exons: 1
Coding region: 430-1077 (215 amino acids)
Source: RefSeq, a predicted model, not a curated record